This is a messenger RNA of Abrus precatorius (Indian licorice), 3615 nucleotides long. RefSeq names its product protein IQ-DOMAIN 32-like. The transcript has 5 exons. The coding region runs from base 306 to 2663 and encodes 785 amino acids. The record is from RefSeq and is a predicted model, not a curated record. Lineage: Eukaryota; Viridiplantae; Streptophyta; Magnoliopsida; Fabales; Fabaceae. Gene Ontology annotation, molecular function: protein binding.
ACGAUAACCGCAAAAGUGCUCUCAUUUUGUUUCUUUUCGAGAAAGAGAGUGAAGUGUGAGUGAGUCUAGAGAGAGAGAGAGAGAUGGGGAAAUCUAGCUCCUGCUUCAGGCUCAUCACUUGCGGCGGUGACGCGGCGGAGAAGGAUGAUUACCAAGUGUCUGAGGUGAGGAUUUUGCUCCAGACAUCUGUAUAUUCAUCAUCUCUACUUUCUAGUUAGCUGUAAGAAGAAACUGAGGUGUAUCCUCUGAGUCUCUGGCUUUUGUACUCAUGUUGUUUCAAGUUUGUUUUUGACAUAUUUUUUAAUAUGAUUCAGAUCAUGGAUUCUAAUGAUAAACGUGGUUGGAGUUUCUACAAGAAAUCUGCAAAGCACCGUGUGCUUAGCAAUACAGUGAUAGCAGAGGCCCCAUUUUCUGCAAAUAAGGAGAGUUCAGAAUGUACCAAUUUUAAUUUUCAACCACUUCCUGAACCCAAUGUGAUUGAGAAGAUUUACACAACAGAUUUCUCUGAUGAGAAGCCCCAGUUAUCCUCCUUUGAAGGCUCACAAAUAUCAGAAACAAAAGUCAUUGCUACUGAGACUAAGGUGGAUGUGAAUCCACCAGAGUCUUCUGUCAUUGUCAUACAAUCUGCUAUCAGAGGGUUAUUGGCUCAGAGAAAACUGCUGCAGCUUAAGAAUGUGGUGAAGUUGCAAGCUGCUGUUCGUGGGCACUUGGUCAGGAGGCAUGCUGUUGGAACCCUGCGUUGUUUUCAAGCCAUCAUUAGAAUGCAGGCCCUUGUGCGAGCUCGUUAUGCUCAGCAGUCACAUCUGGAAAAUCAUUUAAAUCGCAAGGAUGGCAAAAAGGAUUCCUCAAAAGCUUUGGGGAAUGAAAAGCACAUGACCAAAUCGAAAGUGAAUUACACUUCCAUUGAGAAGCUGCAUAGCAAUAGGUUUGCUCAUCAGCUGUUGGAAUCAACACCAAAGAACAAACCUAUCCAUGUCAAGUGUGAUCCUUCUAAAGCUGAUUCUGCUUGGAAAUGGUUCGAAAGGUGGAUGUCUGUAUCAUCAGAAGAUACUGCAGAGCACAAAGAAACAAGUUCUCUGACAGAACAAUCAGGCGAAAGCAAAGAUAACUCUUCUGUGUUUCAAUUUGAAACAGGUGUUCAAUCUGAAGUUUUUCUCUGGUCAGCUGAUUCAAAGUCCACGGUUGGGGAUUCACUUCUCCCAUCUGAGGAUGAAGAAAAGCUAAUUAUUUAUGACACUAACAACUUCAAGUUUCAAGCAAGCUGCUCCACAUCAUGUAUUGUAAAAGAUGAUUCAGAACAAGUUCCUCCUGAAGAAACAAUUGAAAAUGAUGCUAAAGUUGCUUCAGGAGAGACUGAUUCCUUCCAGAAUGAAAAAUCAGGAUCAGAUGCAAGUGCACUGCCAGAGCUUAAUUCUCCUCAUAUGAAGCCUGAAAUUGCCCCACCACCUGUACUUAAUUCUCUUCAUCAGAGGCCUGAAAUUGAUUGUGAGCAGGGAAAACGAUCCAUGAAAAGACUUGCCUCAGACCAACUAGAGGCUGAAGGAAAGAAACUUGUAAAUGGAUCAAGAAAGGUCAGCAAUCCUGCAUUUAUUGCUGCACAGUCAAAAUUUGAAGAGCUGAGUUCAAUAGCAAAUUCAGGUAGGACAAGCACUUUGUCUUAUCAAGAUGCAGCAGUUGAAUCACAAGGAGGCACCCCUUCUGUCAGCAAUGAUACUGCAGAUAGAUCAAAGGAGUUCAAAUUUGAAAAUCCUGCUCCCUAUCUUUCAAGGUUUGGUGGUUCCGAAUGUGGCACUGAACUCUCUAUUUCUUCCACUCUUGAUUCACCUGACAUAUCAGAGGCUGGUGCUAUGGAAAAUGAGCGAGAUGCCAAAGAUUUAGUGGAAGGGAUUAGAAAUCUUGAGAACACAAUAAACCAUGAUGAUUCACCAAAUGCUUCAUGUGUCAUUCCAGCUUCUAACCCAGCUAUUUCUGUUUUGGAUCAGUCAGAGGUUGUUGUUGUUGAUGACAUUAGUGGCAAUGUGGGCCAAUCAAUGGUGGCCGAGGGCUCUGCAGAACCUGCUAUUAAGAAUGAGAAAAAAUUGUCUGACUUGCAGAGAGAGCAGGUAGAGGCUGUUCCGCAAGAUUUAAGAUCAUCUCCUGAAGCUUCACCUAGAAGCCAUUUAACUGUUCCAGAAUCACAAGGAACACCUUCAAGUCAAGUAUCUAUAAAACCUAAAGAAAGCAAAAUCGACAUGAACAGAUCCAGCAAAAAACGUGGUACCCUAUCAUUGGGUAACAAAUCACCCGCAAAUCCAAAUCAUGAAUCAGGGUCAAGGGGCAGUAGUGAACAACUGCCUAAAGAUCAGCAGAAUGGGAAGAGGCGCAAUUCUUUUGGCUCAGUAAAACCUGAUCACAUUGAUCAAGAACCUAGAGAUAAUAGUAGUAACAAUAAUUCUCUUCCCCAUUUCAUGCAAGCUACAGAAUCUGCUAGGGCCAAGAUCAAUGCGAAUAAUUCUCCAAGGUCAAGUCCAGAUGUGCAUGAACGAGACAUCCAAGUUAAGAAGAGACAUUCUUUACCUGGUGCCACUGGUAGGCAGGUUUCUCCACGCAUCCAACUAUCAAUGUCUCAGGCACAGCAGAGUGCAAAAGGAAACAAUGUACAUCCUCCUCAAGGUAAUUUCUAAUGUACAAGAAUCUUUUUGUUAUGAUUUGGACGAAUGGGUGUGGCAGCAUAAAUACCAUUUUUUCUAAUAUCUUUACAAUGUGGAGGACAUUUUCCACCAGCUUGUUUUUGGGUGUCAUUUUAUGAUCAUUAUCCAAGGUAAAAAAUAAUUUUGGAAAAGAAAUUUACUUGAGGCUCAAAUGCAGAGGUGGCAUAGGGUUAGGACUUAGGGUGAAGAUCUUGAGCAUAAUUUCCUUGUUGAUGAAAAAUUGCUGGAAACGUAUUCUGCAAUGAUAUUUUAUGUGUAAUUUUGUGAAUCUUGUGAACAUGAAUAUCUCCCAACUUGAUUUUAUCUUUCUUCUUAGGCUAGCAUCUUUGUCUCACCUCCUUGCUGUAAAUCAGAAUAGGGUAGGAUGUUGGCUACUGAACUCAAAGUAGUGGGGCACACUCAUGUAUGUCAUACUUUCUAAAAGCAAAAGCUAGAUUUUGUAGUGAAGGAAAAAAGCAAAUAACAGUUCUGCUUUAUGAGUUGUAUUACUUACCAGUUACCACUGAACUUGUGCUUCUUCCAGAGAGAAAAUGGCUAAGGUGAAUUGACAGCUGAAGUGUGUUGACAUGCGUCUACAGUUGUGGAAGAUCAGCCGUGGAAUGGCAAUUUAGAAUUUCGGUUUCAUUUGUCAAUUCUCUUUGAAGAACUGCAGCUCCGUUUUAUAAUUUUAUUUUUUCUUUCUAUAUUUCUUGACUUUCUCUGUAUUCUUUGCCUCCCUUCUCCGUAUUUGAAGGUGCCCAGUUUGGUUGUGACCGUAGGGUUCAUCUGGGAACAUGCAUAUGUAAAAGUGUGCGAGGCUUAUAUGUACAUUGUUGAUCUCUAUGUUACUAUUAUUGUCAUACCCAGUCGGGCACGCGCGAUCUGGAAGUUUCUGAGUUCAGACCUUAAUUGCUUAUGAGAUUGUUUAACGAUGGUUGAAAAUAUU